Molecule: messenger RNA, 1302 nt
Organism: Calliphora vicina (urban bluebottle blowfly)
Lineage: Eukaryota; Metazoa; Arthropoda; Insecta; Diptera; Calliphoridae
Gene: Or13a
Product: Odorant receptor 13a
Exons: 5
Coding region: 1-1299 (432 amino acids)
Biological process (GO): sensory perception of smell; detection of chemical stimulus involved in sensory perception of smell
Cellular component (GO): plasma membrane
Molecular function (GO): olfactory receptor activity; ATP binding; odorant binding
Source: RefSeq, a predicted model, not a curated record
AUGUUUAAUCCCACACCGAAAGGAGAUCCUAAAUAUCGUAUACCACGCCAGUGUAUUUGGUUAAAAAUGAAUGGUUCUUGGCCAUUUGAUUACGAUGCUGAGCGGGAUUUUUACAAUUCGCAUACCUUGUAUGGCAUGUUGUAUUCGAUUUGGUCGUGGUAUAUUAUUUGCUCGGUGGGCAUAACAAUUGGUUUUCAAACGGCUUUUUUAGUUAGUAAUUUGGGUGACAUUAUGAUGACCACCGAGAAUUGUUGCACCACAUUUAUGGGUGCAUUGAAUUUUGUGCGUUUGCUUCAUAUGCGUCUAAAUCAACGCUCAUUUAGGGAGAUCAUACAACAGUUUGUGGAUGACAUAUGGAUACCUAAAAAAUACAAUCCUUAUAUAGCAGCCGAAUGUUCCAAGAAAAUGAGAACUUUUCGCAUUAUGACUGUCUUACUAAGUUGUUUGAUUGCCAUGUAUUGCGUUCUACCACUCGUAUUACUAUUUUUUGAUGUAGGAUUAGAUGCCGAAGAGAAGCCAUUUCCCUAUAAAAUGUUAUUUCCCUAUAACGCUCAUCGCGGUUGGCGUUAUGUGGUCACUUAUAUAUUCACUUCGUUCGCCGGAAUUUGUGUGGUGACCACACUCUUUGCCGAAGAUUCAAUAUUUGGUUUCUUUAUAACGUACACUUGUGGCAAAUUUAAAAUACUACACGAACGCAUAGACAAUAUUGUAAUAGAUGCUUAUCAAUUGGCUAGAAAUAAACAAGAUGAGAAUGAAAUUCAAAAGUUGUAUAUAUGGCUACUAAAUAGAAUUGCCUACGAUCAUAAUAAAUUAAUAGAAUUUUCCAAUCGUUUGGAAAAUUUCUUCAAUCCCAUAUUAUUAAUGAAUUUCACCAUAUCAUCGAUAUUAAUUUGCAUGGUGGGUUUUCAGUUGGUGACUGGCAAGGACAUGUUUAUAGGUGACUAUGUCAAGUUUAUAGUUUACAUUUCAUCCUGUCUCUCUCAACUGUAUGUUUUAUGUUGGAAUGGUGAUUCUUUAAUACAACAUUCUACAGAAACUGCUCAACAUUUAUACGAUUGCAACUGGGAAGGUGCAAAUAUUAAUUUAACCUCUGGCUUUAUACCAGCUAAUAAACAAUUCAGACAAAAUUUGGAAAUCAUGAUCAUGUGCAGUCAAAGACCGGUGAAAAUAACAGCCUUGAAAUUUUCCACUUUGUCCUUGCAAUCAUUUACAGCCAUAUUGAGUUCAUCAAUGAGUUAUUUUACGCUUUUGCAAACAGUUUACAAUGAAAACAAAGAGGAAUUGGAUCAUUUGACUUAAAAA